UCACAAAAGAAGGUCUUCCGAAGUGCCGAUACAGUCCAGCGUGGAUAUUCUAAUGUGUCCUAAAUCGGCCGUCAAAAAUAGCAAACUACCAUUCACACAAUCCACGUAUCUCUCACUCGCAUCAGCAUGGCAGAUCUCGCCAUCGAUCAUUCGCACAUUAUCCCAAAACUUGUCCCUAGUAAUGCUAUCCUCUCCUUCGACCUCUCCUUCUUCCAUUCAACCCAACAACAACAGCUUCGGUACCAGCUCCGGCACCAAAAACCCAACGACGCCGACCUCCACCCCUCCUCCCAGCCUUCUCAUCCACAACGCCGAAGAAUGGACUUGGGAUUACACCCUCCACCUCACAUACACUCCCGCAUCCAGAGCCACACAAAUCCUCGUCACAGGCCUCACCGCCACAGAAAUGAAUCUCAUGAUACGCUCGAUCUCAUCGCUCCUUGCUCGUCAGCCCAACUCCGCGCUAGCGCCCACCUAUACGCACCCUUUCCUCGUGCCCAUCGUCCUGCUCGAUCUCGCCGUGCAGGAAACCGCCGACUCGCUCGCUAUGCGGACGAAGGUUCUGAGGGAGAUUCAAACGCAGACGGGCAUGGAUAGGUUCAAUACGCUGAAGAGCAGGAGGGUCGGGCUGUGGAAUCGUGGGUCCAUGACAGCGGCGUGCGGGAGUAGGUGUAGGGGUGAGGAAUUGAUGAUGGAGGAAGGGGCGAUGGGCGAAAGGACCGACGGGCUGGACCUCGAUGCUGUCAUGUUGCGGCUCACGUGUUUGAGUGAUUGGGUCGCGGCGCAGAAGGGGGUUGUUUCCAUGCAGAGGAGUAUUCGUGAUGUUCUGAUACGGAUGCGGGAGGGCGAGGGGUUCGGAGAUUCGGUGGAAGGAGGUGAUGUGACGAUUUUCUACGAGAGACUUGAUUUCAUUGAGCAGAGUCUCGUGGCUGCGGAGCGGAAGUGUGAUUAUCUGGAGCGUAGCAUUGAUGCGCAAGUUCAGACAAUAUACACACUCGUCGCGCAAAAAGACAAUCAGACCAAUAUCGCAGCGGCAUCGGCCUCCUACCACAUAGCAUCAUCCUCUCGCCGCAUCGCCAUUCUGACAAGAAAGGAUAGUACCGACAUGCGAAUCAUCGCCGCCGUAACACUGGUCUUUCUUCCUGGAACUUUCGUAGCCACGCUUUUCUCCACGGGAUUGUUCGAUUGGGGAUAUGGUGACCCGACGUCUAACGACACCGAUAACGAGAAAGGUUCGCAAGAUGGCGGGCAGAAGGUCGUGUCGAGGUAUAUAUGGGUGUACUUCAUGCUGACUGGGGUUCUUACUGGAGUGGUGUUGGUGGCCUGGGUACUGUUUUCGUGCUUGCAAAAGAGGAUCAUGAUGAAGCGCUUUGGUGAUGACUGUGAGGGGGAGGGUCCUGGAGACUAUGACGGUUGGAGGCAAGGUAAGAGGGAACUAGAGAAGCCACUUUCCAAUCGCUUGAAUGUAGGCGGCGGCUUGAGAGAAAAGAUCUGGGGAGAUGUACGGACGGCCAUUGAAAGGAAAUAUUGCUGCGAUAGAGCGGUCAGAGUCGAGAGAGAGCUCAAAGGCGCGUGAUAUAGGAAGUUGUAUCGUAUGAGAAACCCGGGAGAUUUGAGACCAUGAGCGAUGUUGCGAAGUCCUCCAUCUUAGCUCCACAUAUAUCCAUGAAACCCGUGAUUCGGGAGCCUACACAAUUAGUACGUAGCACGACAAUUAUCUGGUCCCCGGGCUGCAAAAUAUGCAUUUAGAUUCUUGACCUAGUAGGCU
Aaosphaeria arxii CBS 175.79 is the source of this 1768-nucleotide messenger RNA. RefSeq lists its product as uncharacterized. The transcript is spliced from 4 exons. The record is from RefSeq and is a predicted model, not a curated record. Bases 53 to 1576 code for a protein of 507 amino acids. Lineage: Eukaryota; Fungi; Ascomycota; Dothideomycetes; Pleosporales.